Messenger RNA from Nymphalis io (European peacock), 446 nucleotides. Its product is annotated as chorion class CA protein ERA.1-like. The transcript has 2 exons. Gene Ontology annotation, cellular component: egg chorion. NCBI's taxonomy places the organism in Eukaryota, Metazoa, Arthropoda, Insecta, Lepidoptera, Nymphalidae. Gene Ontology annotation, biological process: multicellular organism development; chorion-containing eggshell formation. The coding region runs from base 23 to 397 and encodes 124 amino acids. The record is from RefSeq and is a predicted model, not a curated record. Gene Ontology annotation, molecular function: structural constituent of egg chorion.
CUCAUAACAAAAACAAACCAACAUGUCCACCUACGCUGUCUUCCUCCUCUGCGUCCAAGCUUGCUUGGUUCAGAAUGCAUACAGCACUUGCCUUGGCGCAUAUGGGCCAGGUCUCGGCUGGGAAGGUUACGGACUAGGUCUCGGUUAUACUGGGCCUGCUGCUGGUGGCUGCGGUGCUGGUCUCGCUACCGGUUGUCCUGGUUAUGCUGCUUAUGGUGGUGCAGGCGUUGGUGAUGUCGCUGUCGCCGGUGAGAUGGGCGUUGCUGGUACCACCUUAGUUGCUGGUCAGGUGCCAAUCCUAGGUGCUGUUGAAUUUGGAGGCAUCGUGCCAGCCGGUGGUGCUGUCUCUAUUACUGGCAGCUGCGGUUGCGGUUGCAACGGUGCUUAUAUUUACUGAGAAAAUUUUAACAUCUGGAAAAUUUUGAAAUAGAACAAAUAAACAUACU